This is a messenger RNA of Mytilus trossulus (common blue mussel), 1290 nucleotides long. RefSeq lists its product as uncharacterized. The record is from RefSeq and is a predicted model, not a curated record. Lineage: Eukaryota; Metazoa; Mollusca; Bivalvia; Mytilida; Mytilidae. Bases 188 to 991 code for a protein of 267 amino acids. The transcript has 4 exons.
AAAAUAUUUUUUCUCAAAAAUGAAAGUGAAAGUGCAUUUUAUUUUCAGAAUAUUGCAAAAUAAUUUUUGUUUUGUGUGUUGUUAUUAGAGACGACAUAAUUGUGUUAUCAGUUCUUUUUUGUUUAUAAUGAGUAGGCGAAUUUAAAAUUGACCACAAAACUUAUGGAAUAAACAAAGAAUAGAAGGGAUGGACCUAAGUGUUAUAAAAAACGGAAAUGAAGAAAACGGAUCUGAGAAGAACCCAGCAGAGAAAAUUGUAGAGACGAAUACAUUAGGAAAGCGUAGAAACUCUACCUCACCAUCACUGACAGAUGAACCAGUCAUUAAGAAAAUCAAAACAGACUGUGAUGAACCUGAAAAUGAGGAAGAGAAUGAACCUAAAAAUGAGAAAGAGGAUAAAUCUAAAAAUGAGGAAGAGAAUGACGAUGAAAACAUACCACAACCUAUGAAAAAAAGAAAAGAAGCGGCAAAUUUUCCGAAGUUGUACCGAUUACUUCAUGAGAAUGAAGAUAUAACUAAGGGAUUAACAGCAAAAUCACCAGGCGCGGAACAAGAUGUGGCUACCCAUGUUGCAACUGGAAGCAAAAAAGGUCGUACCUCUCAGUAUAUUUCAACAUGUGCGUCACUUAACAAAGCAGAAUCGUUAAGGAAUUUGAAACUGAACAGUGGAUAUAAAUGGGGUAUGAAGCACAUUGCAGAAAUCGACGUUGGUAUGUUACCAGAUGAUGUAGAAAUAAUUGAUUUGCGAACACGGAUGUUGAGAAGAAAAUACGAAAUAUCUGACAAAGAGAUAAAUGAAAAUUUUCACAAAUUUGCAGAAAGUCACCAGGAAGUUUUACUAAAAGGUACAGUACCAGCAUCAUGUUUAAAAUUACAUGAAUUCACCGGAGUUGUUCCAGACUCAGACAACAGUUGUAGUGAUUCUGAUGGUUGUGGGUUUGACUAUGAUUCAUACAAUUCAAAUCCAGAUUCAGAUGCAGAUUGGUUCUAAUUCCAAGUAGGAUGAAAGGAUAAUGCAAAACACACAAGACACUUUAUAAUUCAAAUCUGAAAUAUGCAAGUAAACAUUAAUAAACAUUAAUAAGACAAAGAGAGUUUCUUCAAAAAUAGCAACGGAAUAUAAUUAUAACAUGAAGAUUAUUAAAAACUAAAAAGAGUAUCAGUAAAGUUAUGCAGUUGUUCAUCGAUCACCAAGAACAACCAUUAUCACACGGACAAUAACUUAUCUUUUUCUAUACGGAAACUUUGUGUAAAUAAUUUUAAUUCUUUUAUCAGUAAAACCUAUAAUAU